Molecule: messenger RNA, 4165 nt
Organism: Labrus bergylta (ballan wrasse)
Lineage: Eukaryota; Metazoa; Chordata; Actinopteri; Labriformes; Labridae
Source: RefSeq, a predicted model, not a curated record
GGAGAGUGGCAGUGAGGUGGGGGCUGGUCCACAGCUGUUGUAGUAGGCAGGGUCUAUCGGGGUAUAGGAAGCCUGCCUCAUUCGCCCUGGAACAAUGGGAGACAUGGCAGCCUCUGCAGACAGCACACACACACACACACACACACACACACACAAUGCACAUGCCCAAGGACGGGCCUUCUCUUCUAGCCGUGUAGCGUAGAGGAAACCGGCUUCCUCCGUCACACUCGCAGGUUUGACGGCUUGCUUUGAAUGGGGAGGGAAAUAAUCUCCUCCGCAACCGGAAAACAGAAAUGUAAGGUUGUGGCCUUUCUGUCUCUCCUGGUUUUUUUCCCUCUCUCUCCUUCCCUUUUGGUGCCUUUUACAUUUCACUCUGCUGUGAGGAGACCUCGGAUGCGCUGACUGAAUGACUGAAAAGGCAGCAGGAGAAAGCUCCCUGGUGCUGUUGUUGGGAGACAGAGGUGCCUGACAGGAGACGGACUCCUCUUCAAGGAUCAUAAGAGAGCUGAAACCACAGAUGAGAACAAUGUCUGAUGAGACAGAACAGAGAAUGUGUGAGGAGGACUUCGGUACGGACGAGGAGGGCGAGGAGGCAGACGUGGAGUCGUACCUGGAGGACAACAGCAGCGAGCUCGUGGACCGACUGCGAGAGCUGGAGGCAGAAAACUCGGCUCUAAUGUUGGCAAAUGAGAGUCAGAGAGAAGCUUAUGAGAGAUGUUUGGAUGAGGUGGCCAACCACGUGGUCCAGGCUCUGCUGAAUCAGAAGGAUCUGAGAGAGGAGUGCAUCAAGCUGAAGAUGUUGGUGUUUGAUCUGGAGAGACAGAACCGAGCGCUUUGUGAGCUUUUCCAACAGAAACUGCCCAACCACCCCACAGCCCACUACCAGGUCCAGGCGGGACCCCUCCCAGACUACAAUGCACAGCUGCACAAUGACUCUGCCAAACAGGUGGAGCCUGCACAGACUGAAGCACAAGCCAAGGGAAACGGCUACCGCACACAGCACGCCUCUCCGGGCCCUCGCGGCCCCGCGGCCUCCAUGGAGGCGCUGUCCCCCUUUUUCAAGAAGAAAGCACACAUCCUGGAGGUCCUCCGUAAGAUGGAGGAGACGGACCCUCUCAAGUUCCACCCGUCCACCACGAGCCUGUCGUUCUGCGACUACAGCCAGGUGCUCAUGUCCACUGAGGCCGUUUUGGCCGCCGCAGAGCCCCUCCCCCUGCAGACGCACCACACGCACUGUCACUGCUCGCGCACGGACACCGAAGCACACCAACAUGUCAACGGCGACGGCGGGGCGGUGAAGUGCGAGGGCGGGAACACCUGCUGUUUACACUGCAAGAGGAGCCCAGAGAGUCCCCCGAAGACAUGCAACCAAGUCUGUAGUCCUCCUAAAGCAAACUCCGCCCCCCAGAGUCGCCUCGCCCCCGCAGCUGCUACAAGCGAAUGUCACAUUAAGAGCAGAACGGUGGAGGCCGCUCCCUCGUCUAAACAAUGCACAAAGAAUCAAGCCCACCAGCAACCAGCAGGCGGCGCCGCCGCCGCCCAUCCCUCCGUCCCCUCGGAUCAGAUCCCAGAGCGGAUGGAGGAGCAGGAGGAACCUGAGAGUUUUCUAAACGUCUCCGUAGAGCUCACUGGUUUCACUCCUGUGAAGGACAGCGAGCAGAUCUCCCACUGUGACGCAGAAGCGAGCGACGGCGUUCAAAACGGCGUGGCCUCCUCGCUCGACGACCCCUCGGCCAUCCCCGAGAAGGACGUCCCCGAUCAUCAGGAGGCUCCGUCCGUGAGAGCGGGCGCCUCCGUCAGCCCCAGCCCGUCCUGCCUCAGCGACGUCAAAGCCGCCGCCAUCAACUCGCCGUCCAAGCUGCUCAAGUUCCUGAAGAUCCCCUCGAUCGGCGAGAAGUCUCAGGCCGCGACCUCCGCCGCCGCCGUCCACCUGAGCCCCCAGCUCACGCGCAGCUCCCGGAUCCCGUGUCGCACCAACAACUACGAGGUGUACCACUCGCCCGUCCCCACGCGCAGAGCCACGACCACGGAGAGGUGCAGGCAGCCCCCUCCCCCGCCCUGCAGGUCUGAGUCUUACCCCGCCACGCACUCGGCCCCGACCUCCCCGCCGCAGCCCGAAGACGUCUGCGCCCAACCCGUCAAAGACACAAGCUACAGCAGCGUCUCGCCGCCUAAAGCUGGCUCAAAGAUGGCCGCCCCCUCCUCCUCCUCCUCCUCCCCCAAAGUCUCUCAGAGGAUUCCUCAUUAUGAAAACGUCUGUAACAUAUCCAGAGAGGAGGAGCCGGCGCCGAGCCUCGAGAAGAGGACCACGCUUCCCUCCCAAGCGAAGGCGAACGGCGGCGGCGAGAGGAAGCUUGUGAAAUCGCUGCCGGAGAGCGUCCUCAUCCCAAGUCCCCAGAGGAAGCAGUCGUCCUCGACCGCGUCCGAUUCCACGUCGGACGAGGAGGAGGACUCGGACAGCCCGGUGUGGGUGAACCACCACAGCCUGCCCAGCUCGUCCGCCCUCGGGAAGGCUCAGAGCCGAGCCAGCUACUCCCAACCGCGAGAGAGACAGGAGGUCGACAUCGCCGCGCAGAGCUCCGAGGUCGUCCAGCCGCAAGCUCCGCCUCCACCUCCAGUCAGGAGGAGCGACUCUUCUUCCAUCCCCAAGAGGCCGACGUCCGGCGCAGGGAGGUCCCAGGCCGAUUCCAGUCACCACGCGUUUAAAGACAGACUGGCGGCGCUGGGGAAACUGAGGAGCUCCGAGGAUUUGCAGGUCGGUCUCAGGCCGGUGGAGAAUGUGAACGAGGGCUCGUACGCGGAGGAGAGGAGUAAGAUAGCGGAGAGGCCGAUGGAGGAGCAGAGACAUUCAAAGUACGCAGACUCUCUGGACAGCAAACCAAAAGUUGCCAGCGUUGGUUUGAAGUACCCUCAGAUGUACGAGCAGGCGGUGAAGUCUCAGCCGAAACAAGAACUGUGCGUGACAAAGAUAGAAGCGUCCAAGAGUAAAAUCGGUCUGCCGUCGCCGAACGCAGACGCUCCGCAGGUUCUGCGCAACAACAUCAAAUGUCGUUCUCUCAAUCUGGCCUACAACCUCAAAGCGGGUCCUCACAGUAGCAACAGCCCCAACAAAAUCCCCCCGAAGUCGCCGUCCAAGCCGUGCCAGCCGACGUCCGUCCACAGGGCGGGGAAGCCGACGGAGGCUCCGCGGUACUCGUCCAAAUCCGAAGAGCGGACGAAGAUCAGCGGGAAAGGGAAGAAGAAUCCGAUGUACGGAGACAGCCUGCCGCCGCCUCCUCCCAGACCUCCGUCCGAGGCGGAGAAGCCGCCCCCGGCGCCGAGCCCGCAGUCGGCCAUCGAGCAGAAAGUGAUGAAGGGCAUCGAGGAGAACAUGCUGAAGCUGCAGGAGCAGGACCGAGGCGUGCAGAGCGGCGAGGUGAAGCAGAAAGCCUCCAACGGCAUCGCGAGCUGGUUCGGGCUGAAGAAGAGCAAGCUGCGGCUGAGCCGCAAGGCGGACGCCGGCAAGUCGAAGGACGAGAAGAAGGAGUGGAAGAUCAACAUCCCGUCGGUGGGCAGGGACUCGGUGAAGAUGGCCACCCGGUGCAAAGAGGGCGUGGAGGGUCUGAACAUCUCCACGCUGAUGGAGAAGGCGGAGGGGCUGAGGAGGGCCCUGGAGGAGGAGCGGGCAUACGUGGAGAGGUCGGCGAGAGGUCACUCCUGCGAGGUGGUGAUGGACCCGUCUCAGGGGCAGCUGGCCGUCAUGUACAGAGGAGCGCGCUCCGAUAACUUCAUGCAGCAGCUGCUGAACAGAGUGGACGGGAAGGAGAUGAUCAGCGUCCCGCAGCGCCGGCUGUCGUUCGACUGCAAGACCUCCAAACCGAUGUUCAGUCAGCAGAGCGACGUCAUCAGCCGGGACGACAUGGAGAAGGGAUCAGACAGAAUCGGCAAGAUCACGUCAGAUGAAAACCUCGCCGAGUCGGUUCACUCUCAACACUUUGCAGGUAAGAAGAGUCGGCCAGGUUUGGAAAUCUCACGCUGAGUCUUUAAGGUUUGUGAGAGUGACAACCUUGAAGAGUAGAAGUCUGGGAAUAGAUAAAUGAAUGAAUGUAUGAAGGAUUCUUCAAUGUGAGUGAGACGUCAGUCAGAGACACGAAGUGAUGUAGCAUUGAAGAAUAAGUCGAUAAGA